AUGCCAGUAACCUUUUCACCUACAUCCUUGCAUGCUGAAUCCUUCCUGCUAACCGUCGCGUCUACAUCGCUCUCUCCUUCAUCCCUCCUGGCCUCCGCCUGCCCCCAACAAUCCCGCCUCUGUGCCUCCCUCCUCCAAUCUUCCCUCCCAGCUGAGUCCCACAACACCGUUCCAAAACGAAAUGGUCUCGUGCACACCAUAGUCGAAGCAUACAAUAGACACAGACACCUCUGCCUCCGCCCAGAUGACAUAUGGACCACCAUCCUCAUCCAAUUCAAUUUCUUCGUCAACAGGCGGAGUGAGCAGCUCCGGUCUCAGUUCGUUGCGCAUAAGGGGAAGAAGGAGCUUGUUGUCUAUGCACAGGGGAAUCGGUAUACCGUCAAUUUCGGCGCCAUGGCAAAGGAUAUGAUGCGGGAGUUGGAGAAGAACAUUGUAGAUCCGUCGUUGCAUGCGUGGAUCCUCCCGAAAUUCAGCACAACAACUAUGACAGAUACGAUUGUUGUGUCGGUCAUUAUGAUGUCGAGCAUGAAAAAGUAUUUUGACUACAAGUUCGGUCUUUUCGUGGCGGUGUUUGAUAACCCUACAAGUAAGGAGAAUAAAGAGUUCUGGGGGAAGGUGUGUCAUCGCGAGGGUGGUGGGAGCAGCCUGACUUACCUUGGCGGAUGGGUGACAGCGUUUUGCACGUUUGAUGAGGAUGGGAAGUGGCUUGGUCACAAAUUCAAAGAAGGAAUCGUGGAGGCGGCAUCAUUGGAAGGAGCAGACCCUACCACCCUGUUGGCAUCGGAUUUCUUUGCCACCUACAAGCAAGUCAAACCAUUUGUUUUUUGUUCAAGUUUUCUUUCUUCCGUUCACCUCUCUGGCCAACCCUCUUGUGACUCUCAGGCCCAUUCCUACUCAUGCAACGUUUGUGAAUCUGUACACUGA
Messenger RNA from Laccaria bicolor S238N-H82, 924 nucleotides. RefSeq lists its product as uncharacterized. NCBI's taxonomy places the organism in Eukaryota, Fungi, Basidiomycota, Agaricomycetes, Agaricales, Hydnangiaceae. The coding region runs from base 1 to 924 and encodes 307 amino acids. The record is from RefSeq and is a predicted model, not a curated record. The transcript is spliced from 4 exons.